This is a messenger RNA of Lytechinus variegatus (green sea urchin), 4037 nucleotides long. RefSeq names its product cationic amino acid transporter 4-like. Lineage: Eukaryota; Metazoa; Echinodermata; Echinoidea; Temnopleuroida; Toxopneustidae. Gene Ontology annotation, biological process: amino acid transport; transmembrane transport. Gene Ontology annotation, molecular function: amino acid transmembrane transporter activity. Gene Ontology annotation, cellular component: plasma membrane. The transcript has 4 exons. Bases 430 to 2376 code for a protein of 648 amino acids. The record is from RefSeq and is a predicted model, not a curated record.
CUGUAUUCAAUAGUACAACGAAAUAAAGGUUCCAAAAGGUGCUGCCUUGCCCCGGGCCUUGCCAUGCCUAUAAGAGGAUUUUCUAUACGAACGCCCGACUGACCAUUGAAACUACAGGUAUAUACAGUUAGUCAUCUGCAAUACUGCUCAGAUUGACGUUGCAUGUGUUAUCAGUGUAGUAAAGGCUUGCCAUUUGACACCUUCAGAAGCGGCCAACAAAGUAUCAUCAAGGGAAGACAUGGUUUAAGUCCAUAGACGAAAGAAAGUCAUAUGCACUGUACGAAGGGAAACGUGAUCACUCAGCCGACAUGAAGAUGUAGACAUCAAUGAUGUGGGUGGACUCUAUUCUCGGAAUCACUUUACACGUUCCGUUUCGUUGGAAUAUUAAUUCUUGACCAAUCGACGUGAGAUUCACAGACCGGGAAGGAAAUGGCAUCGGAAACCUGCAGACAGCUUUUCGCCAACAUGAUGCGAAGGAAGGCAAACCCAAUGCAUGCGCAGAAUCAGAUGUUGGAAUCUCAACUUCACCAAAAACUGGGCACAUUUGAGCUAACACUCCUUGGGAUAGGGAGUAUGGUUGGCGCAGGACUGUAUGUUCUCACUGGUGUUGUAGCGAAGGAGACAGCAGGUCCUGCCAUCGUUGUAUCGUAUCUUAUAUCAGCGGUCGUAGCUAUCCUGAUAGCUAUGUGCUAUGCCGAACUGGCAGCGAAGAUUCCUCGGACCGGUUCGGCAUACACCUUUAUCUAUAUAGCUCUUGGUGAAGUUUGGGCUUUCUUCAUCGGAUGGAAUCUGCUCCUAGAGUACGUGGUUGCGUCAGCAUCUGUUGGCCGCGGAAUUAGCGGAUACAUUGACCAUCUUUGCAAUGGGACGAUUUCCAACUUCACCAUCGAGUAUCUUAUGGGUGGAGAACCCUGGCAAGCUACCUACUUUGCUCAGUACCCCGACCUUCUUGCGAUAGCAAUUGAACUAUUUAUCUCUAUUUUUGUUAUACUUGGGGUAUCUAUAUCAUCUUGGAUGAAUACAAUAUUUCUUUCCAUUAAUGUAGUGGUUGUUCUUAUUAUUUGUGGCUUUGGAAUAGCUUUCGGCAAACUCGAGAACUGGACUACCAACGGUGGCUUUGCCCCGUUUGGGAUAGAAGGUGUCGUAACGGGCGCUGCUACUCUAUUUUAUUCGUUUGUAGGGUUCGAUACUAUAGCUAACUGUAAUGAAGAGGCGAUAAACCCUAAACGAGGUAUUCCCAUCUCCACGAUUGUUUCUGUGUCGGCUGCCGCCAUAAUGUACAUUGCAACUUCUGCGUCUUUAACCCUGCUGGUUCCAUAUAGCGACAUCGACGUGACCUCGUCGUUCCCGAAUGCUAUGGCUGACCAUGGUAUCACUUGGGCCACGUAUGCAAUAUCCGUUGGCGCAAUUAGCGCUAUGUCAUCGACACUCCUGGGCGCCAUAAUAUCCAUGUGCCGUUGUGUAUAUGCCAUCGCAAAUGACGGACUCUUGUUUCCUUUUCUGGCCAGAAUAAACGAGCGAACCAAAACACCCAUCAAUGCAACCCUCGUCUCCCUAAUCCUCACACUUCUCAUGACAAUUUGUUUCUCAAUGGAUCAACUUGUCCGUUUUCUCUCUGUUGGAACGUUAAACGCAUUUGCCUUUGCCUCUGGUUCUCUAAUAAUAUUACGCUACCAGCCCACGGAGUCAGAUCUACACACCACUGAGCUUACAGAUUACGCCUCCACAUCAGAUGAAUCUCGGAACGGCUCGCAGGAUUCUUCAGAUAACAUUCCUGACGUUGAUGAAGACUUACACCAACAAAAUGAUGAUAAACAAAGUCUCACAAACGGUCCAACUGAUCAGACAAGCCAUCUAUACCGCAACGUACCUAUGAUACCGGGUACCCUGAAGGAACGAUACCGGAACAUCCCCAUCAUCAAGCACCUCUCCAGGUUCCCUCCGGGGCGAUGCGUCGUUUUUAGCCUACUCAUCUCAGUGAUCUGUGUAAUAUGUGCACUUGCCGUUGCAGAGUAUGGCUUCAAGAGCCUCCUUGAUGGAGAUUGGUGGGCGAUACUACUGCUAGUGUUCUUCACAGCAGGAGCUGUUCUGUCUUUUCUCCUGAUCGCUAUGCAUCACCAGGAAACACCAUCAGAAGAAUAUUUUAGUGUAAAGUUUGUUCCAUUAGUUCCAUAUAUGAGCAUCUUGGCGGAUAUUUUUCUUCUCUUGCGUCUAGAUGUCGAGGCAUGGGUGCGCUACGUAAUCUGGUUGGCAGUAGGUGCUAUUAUAUAUUUUGCCUAUGGAUACAGACACAGUCAUUUAGCUGAUCAACGAAGACAGGGUGAAGUCCUUCGGUCACAGUUUGAUUACGGGACAAUGAUAUCUCACCAGGAUUAAAAGGGCCUUUUUAAUACCGUCUUCGAAAUCAGCAAUACCGAGCUUUCGCAACUGGAACGGGAACGAAAAUGUAUUGUUAAUGCCCGUCAAAUCAAAAUGACAGCCGAUAGGGCCUUGUCGAAAAUUAGUAAACUCAUGAGACAGGUGAUCGUCGUAAAUUCUUAGCUGACGAAAAAUUACAAACAUGUCUUUUGUCCAGAAUCAUGAUCGACAGUAGUUUUGAUUCACCGACUUUCGACAAAGACUCCUUUUGACAUAAAGGACUUUUUAACAAAAGAUGAUCUACGUCCCAGAAUGCAUCUGUUUAGUGUUGCGAAAUCUCUCUUAUCUGCUUAUGGGGAAAGGAACAGAACUUGGUCACAGUGAUUUUUUUCGGAUUUGGACAGUGUUAAGGAGGACUUCAAUAUGACAAUGAUGUUUUUAUAUUGAUUACGUGAGUCGUUGAUACCAACUGACGUAGCAGCUUCAGUUGCUGUAGUAUUUAGAUAAGUUUCAUAUUGUCGAUGUGUAAGAAUGGAGGUUAAAAUGUAUCAAUUAGUAUUUAUUGCUCCAUAAUGUACCUUACCAAAAGUUCAUGCCUGGAAACAUGAAAAGUGAGCAUUCGCAGCCGCAACGGAGAUGGAUUCUCCAACAUAGAAAAUCUAUUGAAAACGCCCUUAUAUCACAACGAACAGCUAAGAGGUGUUUUUUAGCCGAAAAUUGGUGAACUGGGAGAUGAUCGUCGUAAGAUUCUGAGCUGAUGAAAAAAUCACAAACAUCUCGUUUGUCCAGGUUCCACGAUGCUGCAUUAAUUCACCAAUUUCCGACAAAGACUUCCUUGUCAUGAAGGGCUUUUGUCAAUAGAUUUUCUAUGUUGUAAAAUCCGUCGCCGUCGCGAUUUAGAAAACUCCCGGAUGUCACAAAAAGACAGUGUGAGUACUUUUCACAACAACCAUCCCAAAACUGUGAUGAUUGUUAAGAGAUUAUUAAAGAAUGAAAAGCCGCUUGUGGAAUUUCAUCAUGAAAAACACUGGUCGUUUCAGUAAGGUACUUUCAUAAAAUCAGAAAACAAAAUAAAAAUAUUAAUAAAGACUUGACAAAAAUCAAAGAAACACAGAUUUGUAGAUUUUCAAAGCUUGAGUUCUGUGAUGCCAUGAACAAUCAGCUUCUCCGUCAUUCGUCAUGUGAUAUUAAUCCAAUAAAAUGCAUAUAUGCUUCCAUAAGAAGUGUGUUCAUAAACCACCACAAUGUUUAGGUUGUUUGUCUGCUUUUCUCACUCAAGAGUGACAAAAUUAUUCUAGAGAAGAACACUGAUUAUCGAGCAGUUCUUAAAUUACAUAAUUCAUUCGGUAAGAGCCCUUUUCUCGGGAGGGGACUUUUUUAUUUAAGAGGGAGGGGAAUGUUGUCAAUCGCAGUGCGUAUUUGUAAAUGUGUACGGAUGUAAAUGGUAAAAUUGUAAACGGAGAUUAGAAUAAUGGUUUCUAUAGAAGCAUGAAUAAGACAAAAAUAAUCAAUGAACGUUGGCAUAAAAUCGUCUAAUUUUCCCCCCCAAAAAGUUCAUAUUUUCCCCCAAAGGUUUUUUUUUUCACUGCGUCAAAUGUAUUAGGUGCUCUUAAUACUUUGAACAUGUUGAAACAAAAUUUAAAAAUUCGACUCUCAGACCCUUAUUUGGGAUUAUUUCU